This is a messenger RNA of Microthlaspi erraticum, 570 nucleotides long. NCBI's taxonomy places the organism in Eukaryota, Viridiplantae, Streptophyta, Magnoliopsida, Brassicales, Brassicaceae. The record is from the annotation of a GenBank genome assembly.
AUGUGGGAUAUUAUAAACACCCUCAUCGAUCACAAGGAGUUGGAUGGGAAAUAUCAAUUCCUAUUCAAACACCCCAUAGCUGGUCACUCCAAGAUGCUCCUGCCCAACAAUAGCUUCACAACAGUGGUAGAAGGCAACAACAUUGACUUCAGCCCCCCAUUACACACGUUAGUUGGGCAUGAGGAUGAACCCCUCUGUUGUGACUGCUCACAAGAGGUUGGACUUCUCCAAAAGUUCAACAAGUGGCAAGGGAAAGCCAUAAAGACGAUGAAAAAGUCCAUGGACAAAAUGGUGAGCAAGAUUAAGAGUUUGGAGAAGAAGGUCUCUGGUUCUUCAUCCAAGAAGAAGAAGACACCCAUGGCUUCUCCUUUCCCUAGGAGUCGAUCCCUCCUCACAACACCAAGGGGACUCCCUGCCCAAGAACCUCACAGAGCCUCGUCCUUUGAGCCAAGAGAAGGAGGUAGUCCACAUAGGAGAAGGAAGAGUUCCAGAGCCCGACGCUCCAACUCGACCAGUGGACUCGAUCGAGUCCAAACAGAGGAAAUUCAACUCGGUCGAGCUGAUGGUUGA